GGAAGGACCGGACUCUCCCUCAGCACCGGCCCGGCCUGCCUCCGCCUUUUAUCGGCUUAACUCCGCCUGACGCGUCGGCCCGGAGUCCCGCAAUUGGAGUGUGAUUCCCGGGGUAAAUCAAAGGGAGAACAGGGGGAGGACCUCCUCCUCCUCCUCCUCCUCCUCCUCCUCCUCCUGCUCCUGCUGCUGCCGCCACCGUUCCCGUUAGCCCGGACUGUCAUGAGCCCUGUCCGGAGAUGGCGUCCUUCCCCGGUUUGUGUAAGGCUGUCGGACCCGCGGAGGAGGAGAACGGCGAGCUGGACGGAUCCCUGCAGCAGAUGCUGAAGGCCAUCGCGGACGAGCGGAGCCGCCUGAACAACCGGCAGGAGAUCAGCGGGCUCGGCUGCUUCAAAGACGACCGUAUUGUGUUCUGGACCUGGAUGUUCUCCACGUACUUCAUGGAAAAAUGGACUCCUCGACAGGACGACAUGCUGUUCUACGUUCGCAGGAAGCCUUCAUACGUCAACACACACACCUCUGAGGGAAAGAAGGUGGAGGUGGAGGUCUACAGGAGGGACUAAAAGCUCCCGGGCCUCGGAGACCCCGACAUCGACUGGGAGGAGAGCGUCUACCUGAACCUGAUCCUGCAGAAGCUGGACUACGUGGUGACGUGCGCCGUCUGCACGCGCUCCGACGCCGGGGACAUCCACAUCCACAAGAAGAAGUGUCAGGAGGUCUUCGCCUCGCCCAGCAAACACGCCAUGGACAGCAAGGGGGAGGAGUCUAAGAUGAGCUACCCCAACAUCUUCUUCAUGAUCGACAACUUCGAGGAGGUGUUCAGCGACAUGACGGUGGGGGAGGGGGAGAUGGUCUGCGUGGAGCUGGUGGCGAGCGACAAGAGCAACACCUUCCAGGGCGUCAUCUUCCAGGGCUCCAUCCGCUACGAGGCGCUCAAGAAGGUCUACGACAACCGGGUCAGUGUUGCUGCUAAAAUGGCGCAGCGGAUGUCCUUCGGCUUCUACAAGUACAACAACAUGGAGUUCGUGAGGAUGAAGGGGCCGCAGGGCAAAGGUCACGCCGAGAUGGCCGUCAGCAGGGUGCCCACCGGGGACACGUCCCCCUGCGGCACCGAGGAGGACCAGGUGUCCCCCGUGCACGAGAGGGUGACCUCCUUCAGCACGCCCCCGACCCCGGAGAGGAACCGGCCCUCCUUCUUCUCGCCGUCCCUGAGGAGAAAAGUGCCGCGAAACCGGAUCGCAGAGAUGAAGAAGUCCCACUCGGCCAACGACAGCGAGGAGUUCUUCAGGGAGGAAGACCAAGAAGACCUGCACUCGGCCACUAACCUGCGCUCCCGGUCGCUGUCGGGAACCGGACGCUCGCUGGUCGGCUCGUGGCUCAAACUGAACCGAACCGAGGAUUUCUUCCUGCUGUACUCACACCUGACCUACGUCACCCUGCCACUGCACCGCAUCACCGCCGACAUCCUGGAGGUGAGGCAGAAGCCCAUCCUGAUGACGUAGCAGCGUGAGACCUCAGAGCUUCACUACCAAGUGCCUCCUGCCUCAGAGACCACAGCGCCCCCUGGUGUCCACAUGCACACUCAACGUUCUCACACACAGACACACACUCACACACACACACACUAGAAGUCAAACCAGCCGUCCGAGAAGUGCCUCUUCCUCCUCCUCCUCCUCCUCCUCUUCCAGCCUGGUCGUCGCUCUGAGUGGAAACAGGAAGCGAAGAAAAGUCUUUGAGUUAAAAAAAACAACAGAUCUGCUGCUUCAUCACUUUCAGCAGUCACCCAGCAGGGGGCGUGGUCAGAGGAAAGAGGUGUGUUGGUGGGCGGAGUCAGAGGACAGAGGGCGGGGUCACAGACACAAACCAUUUAAGGAAUACUGAAACAAAGCUCAGCUGAAAACAUCCAAACUGUUUUAAUCGAAGUCACUGCUUUUUAGGAAACGUGGGUUUAUUAAAGUCACUAGUCUUAUUUUGACAAACAUCUGAUUCAAAAUGUGUUUUUGUUUGAUGCAGAUUUUUUUUCUGUAGUAAAACCCAUGAGUUAGUUAGUCUUACUUUCCUAUAAAGUACUUUUUUGUGGAACAAAAACGAAAAAAUUCCAAUUAAAUUCUAUAAGGUCAAUUUUUUUUUGUCAAAGUUGCAGAAUUAAUUAUUAAAUUAAAAUAUCGGUCUUCAUUAAAUCAUAUUUUAAAAUGAAUUCAUUGAAAAGUUUGUCAGCAUUCACAUAAUUCUUUUAAAAUCAUAAUUAUAAAAAACUUUUUGACAGAAUUAAAAACAGUCAAGCAACAUCAAGUUUUUGUUUUACAUUUAUUACUAAAGUUUGUAACUAAUUUCUCAUGCAUUUUCUAAAAAGAUAAAAAUUCUCCAGUAAUCUGGUAAAUUCUACUGAAACCGAAAAAAUUGAGUUAAAAUAAAAAGAAAUGUCUUUAUCCCUUAAGAAGCAACAUUUUAAAAGCUUGAAUUAGAAUAAAGUGGGAGACCCCGCCCCGGCUGUCGGACCACCAGGAGGACGAUGAGGAUGAUGAAGACGAUCCGCCAGCAGUUCACUUUUCACAGAUUUUAUAAAAGACACUGGAAAAAAAAAAACAAACAAAAAAAAACCCAGAACUCCCUCACAGGACGCUCGGAGGGUUUCAAGCUUUAUUAUGAAAGGGCGACUCGGACA
Molecule: messenger RNA, 2662 nt
Organism: Salarias fasciatus (jewelled blenny)
Lineage: Eukaryota; Metazoa; Chordata; Actinopteri; Blenniiformes; Blenniidae
Product: kiaa0930
Source: RefSeq, a predicted model, not a curated record